This is a messenger RNA of Vicia villosa (hairy vetch), 517 nucleotides long. RefSeq names its product suppressor of RPS4-RLD 1-like. Lineage: Eukaryota; Viridiplantae; Streptophyta; Magnoliopsida; Fabales; Fabaceae. Bases 163 to 435 code for a protein of 90 amino acids. The record is from RefSeq and is a predicted model, not a curated record. The transcript is spliced from 3 exons.
UUACAAAAUUUAGCCUAUUUUUUAUGUCAUUCAUUGCAUGUGAGUGGUGAUAUUUAGAUAUGCUGCUGAUUUAUGCUGGUGCAAUCUAUUUCAUGUUGUGGGCUUGUCAAAGUAUCGUUAUUUUAAUUAGGCUCAGUUUAGAGGUUUUUCAUAAUUUAUUUUAUGAAUUACUUUGAAAUUUGUGACUUGAUUAGCAAUGGAAUUAGGAGAUACAAUGUUAUUGAAUGUGACUCUAUGAUACAAAAGGGCCUUGAAAACACUGUCAAGGAUUAUGAUGUUGCACUGGACUUGGAAUUGGACUCAAUCAAUAAGCUCUUGACCCAAUGUCUUGCCUUUUAUCAGGUUACUGGUAAUACUAUUAUGGAUCGUAUUGAUUUUUAUGUAACUGAAACUUUUGGGGUUGGAGCUAGCAAUUAUGAAGGCGAUCCAUUAUAGCAUGGUUGAAUUUAUUAUAUAAGUUGCAUAACCUCUAAUAAACAAGUGAUUCACUUAAUUGUGUAGUUGUGUUGUUUUUCAC